Messenger RNA from Cryptotermes secundus, 2312 nucleotides. RefSeq names its product D-altritol 5-dehydrogenase. Lineage: Eukaryota; Metazoa; Arthropoda; Insecta; Blattodea; Kalotermitidae. The transcript is spliced from 8 exons. The coding region runs from base 24 to 1046 and encodes 340 amino acids. Gene Ontology annotation, molecular function: zinc ion binding; oxidoreductase activity. The record is from RefSeq and is a predicted model, not a curated record.
CGCAAUUCUAGAAUGAACACACCAUGCGUUUGCAUGGGCUACCUGUUCGGCCAUCAUUAGAUCGCAUAAUGGAGGCUAUACAGUUCGACCCCGAGAAUAGAAAGCUGUCUCUCAUCAAGACACCAUUACCUCCAGAGCCGAAGAAAAAUGAAGUUGUGAUUCGUGUGGCAUACUCUGGCAUCUGUGGAACUGAUCUACACAUAGUCGAGGGUACAUAUCCCUGCCGUAAAAUGCCUGUCAUUUUGGGUCACGAGUUCAGUGGAGUGGUGACAUCUGUGGGAUGCGAUGUUACUCAUCUCAGACAAGGUGACAAUGUUGCUGUAGAUCCAAACAGUGGGUGCUUGACAUGUGAUGCAUGUCACAGUGGUAAUUACCACCACUGCAGUAAUGGUGGUGUUGACAAGAUCACAGGGAUAUACCAGGAUGGAGGCUGGGCAGAAUUCUGCUUGGUACCAGCUGACCAGGUGCACAAACUGCCCAAGAACAUCUCACUUCAGCAAGCUGGCCUCACAGAACCCCUGUCCUGUAUUGCUCACGGAUGGGACCGGAUCACUCCUAUUGCUGUAGGAUCUAGGAUCCUGAUCCUUGGAGCAGGAAUCAUUGGCAACCUCUGGGCCAGUAUUCUACACCUUCAGGGUCAUCGCAGGGUGACAGUCAGUGAGCCACAAGAGGCACGCAGAAAUCUGCUUGAGAAGUUAGAAACUGGAUUUGACAUCAUCACUCCAGAGGAACUUCAAACUCGCCGAGCCAAGGAUUCUAGCUGGGGCGUGGACCUGGUAAUUGAUUGUAGUGGCUAUGCCCCUGCCAUGGAGGAGGCUCUGGCACUCAUCAACCCGGGUGGAACACUGUGCAUCUUUGGAGUUUCAUCUCCCAAAGCAACAAUGAAUGUGUCCCCCUACCUUCUGUACAAGAACGAGCUGAAAAUUGUUGCUGUGAAAGUCAACCCGUUCAGCUUUCCCAAGGCUUUGGGUUGGAUUGACGCUAUGGGCUCCAGUUAUUUCAGUGAAAAGAAACAUGUCACUGUUGAUGAUGGGGUUCAUUUUUGAGAAAGAUAGUUUAACUCCUAUUGGCUCUUCAUUUUACUAUAAUAAUGGUGCAGAUAACCAGUCAAGCUGGCUGAGCAUUGCAUUUCUUAAUACCAUUGCCCCAGGGUUAAAAUAUGGCUGAUAGCCUCAUAGAACAGGGGGAUUUAAAAUCCCUUAUUCCUGAGCAAUAGAGGUUAAAUGAUUUCUGUCAUAGAAUUUGGGCCUUACAAAUUUGUUGUAAAAUCUUAUAUGGCAAUAUGAACUUGUAUUUUAAAGUCCAAAGGGGAAAAGGAAACCUCAGAGUUUAAAAUUCUGUGUGUUAGGACAGUGAUCGUUUCUUCAUGUUACAACAAUCUUUUGGCAAUAAUAAAGCCACCAAAAUUACACAUUAUAUUGCCUGAAAUAUGUUUGCUGUAUGUAUGCCUACCAGAUGUAUCUUUCUGAUAUAUCAACAAUGUGCUUGUGACUGCACUGCAUGUGCCUAAUGCAGUCACAUGCCAGAUCUACUUGUUAAUUAAGGAGGAAAGAGAAACGGCAGUGACUAUGUACAAGUUACUCACUGACUGCAAUGGUGAAAUAUAUUUUGUGUGACCUGAACUUGAAAACAUUGUAUUUGGAAUGUCACCUCUGUCUUGUUUGGUCGAAUGGAUUGAAUCAUAUUUAACACGUCCAAGCAUCUGCAUUCCACAAAGGUGACUUGCCAUAAUAUCAUUAAAUAAAAAUAAGUAGCAUGAGCAGAAUGGCCAGGGUUCAAUUCCCAGCAGGAGCAAGAGAUUCUUCUCAACUCUGUAGCAUCCAGAUCUAAUCUGGGAGCCACCAAACCUCCUAUCCAAUGGAUACUGGGGCUCUUCCAUGGGGUAAGGCUGCUAGGGAGUGAAGGUGACCACUCACCUUCACCUAGUGCCAAGAUUAAGAAUGGUGUUGCUAUACCUCCAUUUCCCCAUACAUCAUUAUGGUGUUAUGCUUAAUUAUGUAAGCACAGGGAUAGCUUUUACCUUCACAUAAGAAUGAAGGGCUCUUUAUAAGAGGGUUGAAACAGGAAAUAGUACUGCAAAAUGGAAAACAAAGGAAACUUUAUGAAUACUGUUUACAAGAAGAGACCAGCACACAGUAAUUCAGGAUAGAAUACAUAGCUAAAAUACACAUUUACUUUGUAUAUCCAGAUCAUUGUUAGCAAUCAGAUUGAUUCUUAACUGAAUUAUAAUAAUACAUACCCCAGGAACAAUUAGGUGACCAAUCUGAACUUUUGUCCAUAUUGUUCUGGCAUGUAAUUUGGUUGCCUAAUUU